AUGCAACGUGUCCCCGCCAGUGCAAGCCAAGCGGGUCUUGCAGUAGCAACAACAGCGGUCGAGCCCACCACGGUAGAGCGGCUUGAACAUGUUGGUAAGCUGCUCGCCGAAAAGAGGCCUUGGCCCGCCUUUCUUCACAUCGGAGCUCGAGCGACAGAGGAGUGGGAGGCUUGCCCCACCCUCGCCCAGGAGGCUCUGACAUGGAUGACGACGGCUGCAGUUGGGGUGCUCGACGUUGCGAGCGUAGGGCCCUUAGUGCCUGUGUGCCAGGCCUUGAAGGCGUUGAUCGAGGCCGCCGAGGGUGCAGCCGAAUGCGAGGACAAGGUACAGAGCUUGGUGUCCCAGUGCGCGUUCCUCGCCACCGUCUUGAUCCAGCACGGUCGAGCGGUGGGUGCCCUCGCCCAGGUGCACAAGCCCAUCCAAGACUUCGUCGUCACGACCAACGAGCUAGCAGGGUUCGCGGCUAGGUGGGCCAAGGACGGCAAGUGUAGAGCGUUUUUUUGCCAUCGCCCAGACCUGAGCGCCCUCGCCGGCUUCGAGGAGUGCCUCCGCGGGAUAAGGAGCGACAUCGCCUUGGUAGACGGGCUGGAGCAACACCAGUUGUUCUUGGCGGCGCUUCCCUCUUUGCGCCCCCCGAGGCUGCUGGACAUGGCCGCGGUCCCCGCAGGAGCGCUUGACUUGCCCCGCGGCUACGUGGAGCGAGCUGCGGUACAAGAAGUUGCCGACGGCCUCACCGCCCCGGAGGAGCCCCGUGCCCCCUACACCGUCGUCGGUUUGGGUGGAGGGGGGAAGAGCGUGCUGGCCUCUGCUGUCGUUCGCAAGCCCAGCGUGAGGGAACACUUCCGCGGCGGUAUUUCCUGGGUGAGAGUGGGGAGGGGCGCGAAGAAUAGCCUGCUUCCUCUCCUCCAGGGCCUCGCCAGGGAGAUGGGCGUGGCGCCGACGGAUGCUCCGCACGCGGUGCCUCAAGUUCUUGACAGCCUCGAGCAGGUGCAGCAGCACCUGGCUGCAGUCGUGGCUUCUACCGGCACCUCCCCACGCCUGGUGGUGCUGGACGAUGUAUGGGAGCGUGAGGUCGUGGACGCGCUUGUUCCUCUGGGAUUCAAGGUGCUGCUGACCACGCGUGAUUGGUCGGUUGUUGUUGUGCCGGCUAGACGUCUGGAUCUUGGAGACAUGACGGAAGAAGAGGCGCUGGAGCUUCUGCGGAAGACGAGCGGGACUGUGGGUCAGCCUGGGGACUAUGUCCGGAUGAAGAUGACCAAGGUCGUUGCGCUCUGUGGACACCUACCGUUGGUGCUCGCUAUAGCGGGUUCCAUGUCCGCCGUGAAAGGGAAGGGCUUGACCGCCGUCGCCUGGGAAGAGCUGGCCAAAUCGUUUGAGAACGUGGCAAAGAAAAUGCGAGCUCGGGGCCAGCAGUCAUCGGCUAUCAAAGUGGUCCUUGAGACCAGUUUCGACUCCUUGGCAGUACAGAAGCAAGAAGAGUUUUUGAGGAUGUCUGUGUUGGCCGCGGGUGCUCUUGCGCCGAUCGAGAUGCUGCGCAAUCUGUGGGAGAUAGAGGACGCUGAGGGUACGCGAGACGAAGCUGAGGGUCUGGUGAACAAAUGCCUUCUACACGCUGUGGGUGAUGGUGGGUACCGUGUGCACGACAUGGUCCUGGAGUUUGCAAAGACUAGCAUCAGGGCAGACGAGGAGACGGUGGAAAAGGCCACAGCACUGCAGGCCCAGUUCCUCGGGAGAUUGGACGUGCUCAAGAGUUACCGAGACCCAGAGCACGGCGCUGGAGACCGAGGAUUGUUCUUUUUGGAUUCCCUCUGGCGCUCGGUGGAGAAGCUCUCGGGGGACCCUGAGCUGGAGGUUACCACGUAUCGCGCCAGCCUCAGGGAGUUGGAGUCCUGCAAGGCGACGGAAGACAUGGCGAGCUCCUACUCAGCUGUGGGUUUUUUGUUCGAUGCCCAGAGAAAGUACAUUGAGGCCGAACCACUCCAUGAGAGGGCACAGGCCAUGCAAGAGAAGGUGCUGGGUCCAGAGCACCCUGGUGUGGCCCAGUCGCUCAACAACCGGGCGGACUUAUUGAGAGUGCAGGGUAAGUAUAACGAGGCUGAGCCUCUGUACAGGCGCUCGCUGGCUAUCGACGACAAAGUUUACGGUCGUGACCACCCUGAAGUCGCUACAGACCUCAACAACUGGGCGGGUUUGUUGAUGAACCAGGGGAAGUAUGAGGAAGCCGAGCAGCUGUAUGAGCGGUCACAGGCCAUGCGGGAGAAGGUGCUAGGUCCAGAGCACCCUGAUGUGGCCAAGUCGCUCAACAGUCGGGCAGGAGUGUUGUACGCCCAGGGAAAAUAUGCUGAGGCAGACCCUUUGUAUCUUCGAGCCAUUGAGAUUGUAGAGAAAACGCUGGGUCCUGACCACCUAGCUCUUGCCACACGGCUCAACAACCGGGCGGGGUUGUUAUCUGCCCAGGGCAAGUACGCUGAGGCCGAGCAAAUGUACGAGCGGUUACAGGCCAUCCAAGAGAAGGUUCUGGGUCCGGAGCAUCUUGAUUUGGCCACAACGCUCAACAACCGGGCGGGGCUGUUGGGCAACAUGAGGAACGGGUCCUGCGAGGACCAUUCUCAAACACCACGGACGGCCCCGGGGUUGAUCCCCAAGAUCUCUGAGCUGACCAAAUCGAUGCCCUCGAGUCAGCAGACAUCGAUGCCGAUGCUGGUAUCCCCUGAAGGUUCUGAGUGCUUUGAAAGCGUUCGUGACGACGACACACUUUCGCAACGGCCAAAUUGGAUCAACCAGCCAUACUCUGAGCACAUACCUAGCGUGCUGGAUGCGGAAAAGGCGAAGGUGGAUGCUGUCCACAGAUCUGAACAGGCUGGCUGGGGCGACGACCGCUCCGCAAGGCGCCGCUGGAUGGACGCACCGAUGCCUAUGGACGCACAGCAAUCAGCGCGGUCUAGUUGGACCAAUGAGACCGAUUCCGUGGCCGCACAAUCUGCUCAACCUGGCUGGAUGGAAACCAGAUCCGUAGAUGCACCCUCUACUCGACCUGGCUGGAUCAACGAAGAGGGAUCGGUGGGCGCACCAUCCACGCGACUUGGCUGGAAUGACGACACCGGAUCCGUAAAUGCACAGUCGGAACAACCCGGCUGGAGUAACGAAAUGGCAUCGGUAACGGACGACCCAGGGUUCAGGCGCCUUGGUUUGGUACACGAUACCGCAUCCGUGGGCGCUCAGUCGGUACGACCCGGCUGGAUCAAUGAAACCUCAUCGAGAAUGGGCGACACAGAGUUCGUCAGGUUUCAUGCUCGGCAAUCCAGCUGGUUGGCCAAGCCCGACUCCGUGGUACAUGAAUCGGAGUUAGCGCGACCUGAUCGGAUUCAAGGGGAGGCAAGGUCGCAGUCACCCGGAUGGGUCAACGGAAAAAAGGUCGUCCCUACGUCGGGGGGCCGACUGUCAGGGUGGGAUUCUCCGAAGAACACGCAGGAGGAUCACUCGGGUGGCCACGAGAUGACAAUAGGGGGACGGUCCAGCUCUGAAGGCGCUGCAAGGCCCCAGAGCGAGUUGGCGGAAUCCCCACCAACAAUUGCAAAGCGUGUGACUGGAGGGGCAGCGCAUGAUAUGUCUGGCACAGCCCAUCACGGUGAUGGUGGUAGCGACGAGGGCGGGCUGCUGGGUCUGAUCAUGGAGACCAAUAGGGAGGAAGCCAUCCGCAGGAGAACCGCGAGGUUGCGUGGGAUGGAGCGUGCUCGUCGCGUUUUCUCGUCUUCCCCGACCGAGCGGAUCCCCAAAGAGAUGGGAGACUCGCCGAAGCAGCGAGCCCCUCGACAGCCAACUGCCGAGGUGCCAGCGGCGAAGAUCGCGAUCGUACGUUCAAAGACUCUGCCCGCGCGUGAGAGCGUGUCUACGCCGACCCCGAUAGCCGUUAGAGCAAAGCGAUCGCCUACUCCUACUACUGCGCGGUCGAAUUUUGGCGAAGGUGUUGCAUCUUCGAGCCCGGCCGCAAGGCGAGACAUGCCUAGUUUGAAUGGCAAUGACAGAGCGGGGGAGCGCGGGGGGAGGGGCCGGCGAGACGGGACAAACAAGAUCCGUUCAAUACGGCGCAAUGCUAGUAGCGACAGGGCUGGUUCGAUCAAAGUAGGCGCUAAGGAGGCCAGGCGUUUUUCGUCGGGGGUUCCGCGUGUUUCUUUCGAAGGUCUCCCGCACAGUAAUUCUCCGCGGAAGAUAGGCAAGAAGGCGUCUUCCCCCGCACGGGAUCCAACGACAAGACCCCCCAUUCCGGCGGCGGCGGUGCAGCGUGGUUCCGGAGUUGCGGUGUUGCCAACGACUGAUGGCGAGGUAAGCAGCGAGCGGGAAAUGAUGAGUGGUUCCACUCCUCGAGGAAAGCCUCCUCUUCCCUCGGAAACGCCCGACAGUGCCGGCAGCGAAAAUAGCGCGCUGGGAGGAAAACCCGUCAACCCAGAAUUCCGGGGCAACAAGGGGCCACAGUCUUCUCCACGCAAGAGACCGCAGACGAUUUCCGAUCGCACCGUGAACAUGCAGCCCCCUGCGCACAAACCACGCGACACUCCGAAGCGUAGAGGCAAGUCCCGCAAGCCUGAAGAGAGUGCGGACGGCUCCUCACGCAAGUCGAAUAACGACGAAGCCCGUCCACGUAGAUACUCCGAAACGAGCAGCACGAGCAGCUCAGACAGCGCAAACCACGGCAACGGGAACACUCGACGUCGAGACCGCCUGCCGUCGUCAGAGGUGGCCCCGGAGGCAGUAGAUUUGGUGCGGGGCAGGACUUCUCUGGAUCAGCCUCCAGCUCAGCCAACCCCGGGGAGGAAGGCCUCAUCAACGAGCGUGCGUUCUGCUCCUAAACGAGAGAUCAAGAUGUGGAACAGCAAGGACCCCGCUGGUGCGGCCGCGGCAGCUUCGUCUGCUUCUGCUGCUGCGCCCGCCCUUAAACUAGCAGUAGGGCACGCGCAACGAGUGGUUCUGCCCUUGUCCAAGCAGAUAUUGCCGACAGGGCGAAGAGUCCGGGGACAGCAGCCUUUUAAGCUGGGCACGCCCAGAGAGCGCAAGACGACACGAAGCCCUUCGCGAACACGCAUGCGAAUCAAGUCUGACUUGCCGCCAUUGGAGGAAGUAGGCAUCCCCACGAGCGUGUCUACGCCGACCCCGGUAGCUGUUAAAGCAAAGCGACCGCCUACUCCUACUACUGCGCGAUCGCAUUUUGGCGAAGGUGUUACACCUUUGAGCCCGACCGGAAAGCGAGACAUGUCUAGUUUGAGUUACAAUGACAGAGCGGGGGAGCGCGGGGGGAGGGGCCGGCGAGAUGGGACAAACAAGAUCGCUUUAUUCCCGCGCGUUGCUAGUCGCACCAGGGCCGAUGCGAUCGAAGUAGGCGGCAAGGAGGUGCCGGGUCCGGAACACCCUGAUGUCGCCCAGUCGCUGAUGAUGCGGGCAGGAUCGCGUGGAAAGCAGGCCAAGUAUGAGGAAGCUGAACGGCUGUACCAACGCUCCGUCGCCAUCCGCGAGUAUUAUUUUGGCCCUGAUUACCCUGCGGUGGCGACCACACUCAACGACUGGGCGACGUUGUUGGCCAGCCAGGGAAAGUAUGCUGAGGCCAAUGCACUCUAUGAGCGGUCACAGGCCAUCCGCGAGAAGGUGCUGGGUCCGGAACACCCUGAUUUGGCCCAGCCGCUGAUGAUGCGGGCAGGCUUGCUGGGGGAGCAGGCGGAAACUCGGCGGACGGCAACUAGAAUUGAGGACGGAACAAGCGCGUUUGACACCCGAACGGACCUACAAGGCCAGGUCACUGAUCCGAUGGGCCCUCCGAUAAACCCAUUCUCGGAACCCUCGCGGGCGCAGCAGGGAGCUAGAAAGUCCGCCGAAGAGGAUGCCGACAUCAUCAGCGGGUUCGAGUCGAAAGAAUCGGCUAUCGAUUGGGGCGAGUGGGAACUACUGACGGAAACGUUGCAGGCUGGUGAGAACUACCGGUCAAGGGAUGGCGGUAUCCGCCUCAGUGUUCAGCACGGUAGCCUGAGCGGCCCUGGACCGGGUCCCGUUCGCCUUCACCUUGCAACUCAGCUUUUGAGCUGUAAGGGUCAAGACUACUUCACCACCACCAUCGUGCACUGCCCCCCAGAUCAUCGCUUCCAAGAGCCGCUGCUGCUUGACUUUUUUCUCGACGAUCCUGCCGUCCGCAACGGGAAGGGGGCUCUGAAGAAAGUCCUCAAACGCUACCAGAUUCUGCGCAUGAGUCACGGUGAACACGAAUGGCAGCCAUUGAGGCGGGAAGACAUGUUCUUGGUGGAGGAUCGCGAUUCGACAUAUCUGAGGGCGCACAUUGACCACUUUACGGUGUUCUCCUGCUGCAUGAAAUGCGACCCUACUUGCGGGAUCACGUGGUUGAACCACUCCGACAAGCAGGGGGUACUAGUGCACAACAAUUCCAACCAACAAUUGUUUUUAGUCGUGCUGCCCACGAAGUACGUGGCUGUCUGUGACAAGCGGCACGCCGUCCAACUUGCAGUAGGUGGGUCACUACCGGGUGGUGAAGGUAUCGAGGUCGGCGGGAGAUUCGAACGCAAUAAGCGCACUGAGUAUGUGUGGUUACCCCAAGGGGAAGCCCCUUCGGGCCAAGAAGUCUUGCCAUGGGCGCAAGAACAGAGGCUGAGGCUGCGAGAGGUUGGUUGCGUAGAGCGUCUACUCAUCUGCUCUUUGAGUCCAGUACGCGGAGGUCCCUUGUCGACCCAAGCAACACCCCCGUCACAAUCUAGCCCUCGGCAGAUGACCCCGGUAUCGACUGUCCCUAGCGGCGAAGGCCAGUAUCGUGUGGUGAAGUUUUAUGAAGACCCUAUUGUCAAGGGGGGCGACGGCCUUGUCAUUCAUCAGUCCCGUUUGAAUGUUCCGCCGCGGGAUGAGUGCUGUGUUCGUGCAAAAGGGGUGAACCUCAAACAUGUUGCCAUGGUUCUUGCAGGUCUGGGUGAAGGUAGCGGAGAGGAGGGGAAAGGCGCAGAGGGAAAAGACGCAGAGGAGGGAAAAGACGCAGAGGGAAAAGACGAACAAGAGAUAAAAAAGUCCAGUGCGAAUUGGUACUCCAAGCUGGUAGGGUAGGGAGCACGGGUGGUCAUGUUUUGCGCGUCGGACCUCGACAUCAUUUUCCAGUUGUUUCUCGUGGAGACUUUGUGUUUUCAUCUUUUUCGAAAGGUUCGAAAGGGAAGGUCGGCGACGCUUAUCCAGGUGGAGAGACACCAGUGUUGCAGGUUACGGUGCUCGUGUGCCGUGUCUCAUGGGUUGGUUUGGCAAUUCAUUUCGUGGUGGUGUUCAUUUCGUUGGGUCCCCAAAUUUGUUCUUUUAACUGACCGAAGGGUUGACGAUGGGGGGCUAGGUUGUGCCCCAAAUGUGAAACUUUUGCGAGGGUGCGGAAACCGUAGAGGUUAUCGGGCAAAGCAUUUCAACAGUCAAAUCCAAUGUUUUUGGUUGGACGUGCCUGCUGUCGUUCCGAAAGU
This is a messenger RNA of Ectocarpus siliculosus, 7484 nucleotides long. NCBI's taxonomy places the organism in Eukaryota, Phaeophyceae, Ectocarpales, Ectocarpaceae. The record is from the annotation of a GenBank genome assembly.